CGGGCAUGUGCCCCGGAAGUGGUUGUGCGUAGGGGCCGUAGGAUAGUACCGAGACUGUAUGGGUGCAGUCGCCAUGUUCCUAAGCGCGGUGUCCUUUGCCAAGAGCAAGUCAAAAACCAUUCUGGUGAAAAUGCUGAGCCAGGCUGGGACAGGUUACUGCUUCAAUGCCAAGAGAAGCCGACUGCGAGAAAAACUGACUCUUUUGCAUUAUGAUCCAAUUGUGAACAAAAAAGUCCUCUUUGUGGAAGAGAAAAAAAUACGUUCCCUCUGAACAAUGGAUUGAAAAGGAAUUUGAUUUAUAAAUGAGAAGACUGGAGGGCGGGGAUACUGAUUCAGAAAUCCUGCAGUGUGUAAUAAAAGAAGAGGAAAUGCAUGGAAUCACUGCCUCCUGUGAUUUGAAGGCCAUUGUGAAGGAAAACAAUGCAGUGAAAGGAAGUUCUUCAUAUU
Choloepus didactylus (southern two-toed sloth) is the source of this 447-nucleotide messenger RNA. It is a transcript of the gene MRPL33, whose product is annotated as mitochondrial ribosomal protein L33. Gene Ontology annotation, cellular component: ribosome; mitochondrion. The transcript has 4 exons. The record is from RefSeq and is a predicted model, not a curated record. NCBI's taxonomy places the organism in Eukaryota, Metazoa, Chordata, Mammalia, Pilosa, Megalonychidae. Bases 59 to 271 code for a protein of 70 amino acids. Gene Ontology annotation, molecular function: structural constituent of ribosome. Gene Ontology annotation, biological process: translation.